Messenger RNA from Gossypium raimondii (Peruvian cotton), 1440 nucleotides. RefSeq names its product N6-mAMP deaminase. Gene Ontology annotation, molecular function: adenosine deaminase activity. The record is from RefSeq and is a predicted model, not a curated record. The transcript is spliced from 11 exons. NCBI's taxonomy places the organism in Eukaryota, Viridiplantae, Streptophyta, Magnoliopsida, Malvales, Malvaceae. Gene Ontology annotation, biological process: adenosine catabolic process; inosine biosynthetic process. Bases 97 to 1173 code for a protein of 358 amino acids.
GUUUGACUAAUCUGGUCUGGUUAGGACAAAGUACUCUAAAACUCAAUCUAUCACACCGCGAAACGUAGCCGGUCGGAAAACCCAGACAGGCAAAAGAUGAACAGAGAAGAGCUGGAGUGGUGUGUUUCGGUUCCAAAGGUUGAACUUCAUGCUCACCUCAAUGGUUCAGUUAGGAACUCUACUCUCUUUGAACUUGCAAGAGUUUUGGGUGAUAAGGGUGUCAUUGUUUUCUCAGAUGUGGAGAAUGUUAUAAUGAAAGACGACCGUACGCUACACGAAGUAUUCAAGCUGUUCGACCUUAUCCACAUUCUCACUACUGAUCACUCCACUGUUACAAGGAUUACUAAAGAGGUCAUCGAAGAUUUUGCUGCCGAGAAUGUUGUAUAUCUAGAGCUUAGAACCACUCCUAAGAGAAAUGAUUCCAUAGGAAUGAGCAAACGUUCGUAUAUGGAUGCUGUGAUGGAGGGUUUAAGAGCUGUCAGUUCGGUUGACGUUGAUUAUUCUCCCGCUGGUUUGAAGACCAAUACAUUUAACGGGUCUAUGAGAAAGAAGAUGUAUGUAAGAUUUCUUCUCAGCAUUGAUCGUCGUGAGAGCACUGAAGCUGCCAUGGAAACCGUUAAGCUUGCACUGGAAAUGAGGGAUUUAGGUGUAGUUGGCAUUGAUCUCUCCGGAAACCCCAUUGUUGGCAAUUGGUCUACAUUCUUGCCUGCAUUAAAAUUUGCAAAGGAGCAGGGUCUCUAUAUCACUCUUCACUGCGGAGAGGUACCUAACCAAGAGGAAAUCAAAGCAAUGAUAGACUUCCUUCCACAUAGGAUCGGUCAUGCUUGUUGCUUCGAUGAGGAAAACUGGAGAAAGUUGAAAUCAGCAAAAAUCCCCGUUGAGAUUUGUUUGACAUCCAAUAUCCGGACGGAAACAAUAUCUUCAAUAGAUAUUCAUCAUUUCGUUGAUCUAUACAAGGCAAAACAUCCUUUGGUUCUCUGCACGGAUGAUUCCGGGGUUUUCUCUACCAGUCUUUCCAGGGAGUACAAUCUUGCUUCCUCUUCGUUCGGUCUCGGAAAGACUGAAAUGUUUCAGCUUGCUGAAAUCGCUAUCAAUUUUAUAUUUGCUGAUGAUGGAGUAAAGACGGAUUUAAGAGCAACAUUCGAAGAAGCCGUAAAGAAGCUGAAUUUAUGAUGACGGUAUCCAUUCUGAAAGCAGAAUUGUACUUGUUAUGAAUAUACUUUAUAAGCCAGUAGUAACAUUGUCAAUCCGAUUUCGGUUGCAAGCAAUUCGAGACCGGCUUGUCGAUCAUUGAUACAUGACUUGUGUUGAUUUUUAGGCUGAAAUUCAUGCUAUUUGCAAUGUGCAUUUUAUGGUUGUUGAGAUUCUCACAAGUCUUGGCCUUUUAUGUAUGGCCCUUACUGAAAUAAUUUAAUGCUGAUUUGACAUUUGAUUUGCAAA